GCAGUUCCAAUCCAGUCUAGCGUGGUGUUAUGCUCGUGCUCGUCCCCGUCGAUGGUGAGGAACCAGGCAGAUUCCAGCACUCCAUCUGUCAUUUCCGCCUGUGGCAGCCGACAGGGAUCUAACAUGGAAGGCACUGCAGCCGAAUCAAGGUCUAGCUCAAACUCCUUGCAGCAACAUACAGGACAGCAGCCUCCGCAGCCUCGAAAGAAACGCCCUGAUGACUUCAAAUUUGGGAAAAUUCUGGGUGAAGGAUCUUUUUCAACGGUUGUCUUGGCUCGGGAGUUGGCGAGUUCUAGAGAAUAUGCCAUUAAAAUUCUAGAAAAACGUCAUAUCAUAAAAGAAAACAAGGUGCCGUAUGUGACACGGGAGAGAGAUGUGAUGUCCCGCCUGGAUCACCCUUUUUUUGUGAAACUCUACUUCACCUUUCAGGAUGACGAAAAGCUGUAUUUUGGGCUUAGCUAUGCCAAAAAUGGAGAGCUGCUGAAGUACAUACGCAAAAUUGGCUCGUUUGAUGAGACCUGUACCAGAUUUUAUACUGCUGAAAUUGUAUCAGCCCUGGAGUACUUGCAUGGGAAAGGAAUAAUUCACAGGCUGAAUGAAGAUAUGCACAUUCAAAUAACAGACUUCGGAACAGCAAAGGUAUUAUCUGCAGAUAGCAGACAAGCUCGGGCAAACUCGUUUGUCGGGACAGCACAGUAUGUUUCUCCAGAACUGCUGACGGAGAAAUCUGCCUGUAAAAGCUCUGACCUCUGGGCUCUGGGAUGUAUAAUAUAUCAGCUCGUAGCCGGAUUGCCUCCGUUUAGAGCCGGAAAUGAGUAUCUUAUAUUCCAGAAGAUAAUAAAGUUGGAAUAUGACUUUCCAGAAAAAUUUUUUCCCAAGGCAAAAGACCUUGUUGAAAAGCUAUUGGUUCUAGAUGCUACCAACAGAUUAGGCUGUGAAGAAAUGGGAGGAUAUGGACCUCUUAAGGCUCACCCCUUCUUCGAAUCCAUUGUGUGGGAGAACCUACAUCUUCAGACACCUCCAAAACUUACAGCGUAUUUACCUGCUAUGUCAGAGGAUGAUGAAGACUGUUAUGGAAAUUAUGAUAAUCUCUUGAGUCAGUUUGGCUGCAUGCAAGUUUCUGGUUCUGCCUCUUCCCAUUCACUGUCUGCCCCAGAGACAAGUACAGCCCAGACGUCAGGAGGAAAUAUUGAACAGUACAUUCAUGACCUUGACAACAAUUCCUUUGAGCUGGAUUUACAGUUUUCUGAAGACGAAAAGAGGUUACUUCUGGCAAAACAAGCCGGUGGAAAUCCUUGGCAUCAGUUUGUAGAAAAUAACUUAAUCCUAAAAAUGGGUCCAGUGGACAAAAGAAAGGGACUGUUUGCACGCCGGCGCCAGCUGUUGCUCACAGAAGGGCCCCACCUCUAUUACGUGGAUCCUGUCAACAAAGUUCUGAAAGGAGAAAUUCCCUGGUCUUUAGAGCUGCGGCCAGAAGCCAAGAAUUUUAAGACAUUUUUUGUUCACACACCAAACAGGACAUAUUACCUGAUGGACCCGAGUGGGAAUGCGCACAAAUGGUGCAAAAAGAUCCAUGAAGUCUGGCGGCACAGAUACCACCAGAACGCUGCGAAAUAGUAAAGCGCAUCCAAAAUGUCCCAGUUUCCCUACUUGCUGCUAGAACUCCGUGUGCAGCCUAUCCGAGGAGUCUUUACAGCCCACCCGUUGCCAUCUCAAGGGAAGCGUAUGUCUGGAAUGGUCUGUGUUGGGGUUUUUUAAGGAAAGAAAAAAGAAAAGCAAAAACCGAAUGGAAUUCAGGGUUGCUUUGCUCGCUCUUUGUGCUUCUGUUGA
Molecule: messenger RNA, 1830 nt
Organism: Eurypyga helias (sunbittern)
Lineage: Eukaryota; Metazoa; Chordata; Aves; Eurypygiformes; Eurypygidae
Gene: PDPK1
Product: 3-phosphoinositide dependent protein kinase 1
Exons: 13
Coding region: 52-1617 (521 amino acids)
Biological process (GO): intracellular signal transduction; peptidyl-serine phosphorylation
Molecular function (GO): ATP binding; protein serine/threonine kinase activity
Source: RefSeq, a predicted model, not a curated record